Messenger RNA from Helianthus annuus (common sunflower), 766 nucleotides. RefSeq lists its product as uncharacterized. The record is from RefSeq and is a predicted model, not a curated record. The transcript is spliced from 5 exons. The coding region runs from base 47 to 766 and encodes 239 amino acids. Lineage: Eukaryota; Viridiplantae; Streptophyta; Magnoliopsida; Asterales; Asteraceae.
UGUUGGUGUACCGAGCGACUUAUUUUCACGCGAGGCGGGUUUGUACAUGUGGCGGACCAUCCCUUUUGAUAGAAUGGGUUGGGAGAAAGUUCCGACUCCUUAUAAGGAUGCCGUGAUGAACCACCUAAAGGAGAAUUUCAAUUUCGAUGAAGUUGAACAGGAUUUGGAGGCGCGCGACUUAAAAGGCAGCAUUAGACAAGUGCUUAUGAAGCGGUACUCCGACCGCAAGAACUACGCUAAGAGAGAAUUUCGUGAUAAUGGAGGUUAUGCCGAUGUCGAAAGUGCAAGGGCACACCACCCCGAGGAUAUGCCUUAUGAAAACUGGCUGAGAACCAUUGAUCACUUCUUGGACCCCAAAUAUAUUGCAAGAAGUGAGGCAAACAUAAGAGUCCGCCAACUUCAACAAUUCCCAAACCGGGGGGGGGGGGGGGGGGGUUUUAAUGUUAAACAGGGUUUGAAACGUCUUGAUAAGUACCGCAAAACUCACACCGAUAAAGAUGGGAAUUUUGUUGACCCGGUAGCCGAGCAGAAUUAUCUUAAUCUAGAACGCGAGAUUAUGGGCGGAGAAAGCGGCGGUUCUCAACCGCCGAAUCGCCGAAUGAGGCUGCCGUGUUUCAAAACGUUUUGGGAGUAUGUUUCGACUUUGUUCCAAAGUCCGGCAUUCAUAAACCAACUUGAAACCUUUCUUGCGGCGAGGGGAAAGCAAGCCGCGACCGACGAUGACUAUGACUAUGACAAUCUUUUUGACAAGGAUGCUGAGGAGUAA